Molecule: messenger RNA, 2207 nt
Organism: Anguilla rostrata (American eel)
Lineage: Eukaryota; Metazoa; Chordata; Actinopteri; Anguilliformes; Anguillidae
Product: tetraspanin-8-like
Exons: 9
Coding region: 168-962 (264 amino acids)
Cellular component (GO): plasma membrane
Source: RefSeq, a predicted model, not a curated record
UGUGGUGACGCAGAAACGAGGAAACAUUUCGCGAAAUAUUACGGGAAGCGCCACCCUUUAGGCUACGUAUGAAAAAAGUGCCGAAUAAAAACCGAUUUUUAAAGCUGGAAACGCCAUUUUACGAAAACAUAACUGACAUCUGAGGUCGAUUUGUUAAAGUGGACAAAAUGGCAGUAGUUAACGGGUGUUUCAAAGGAGUGUUCAUUUUCUUCAACGUCUUAUUUGGGAUCGCGGGAGUCCUCAUUUUGGGGCUUGGGAUUUUUGGACAUGCCUUCUAUCAUCCAUCGGAAGGGUUGGAGCAUAAGAUGUCUGGCGUUCUGUUCCUGUAUUUGAUUGGAGGACCCACCUUGGCGUUAUCGAUCUUGGGGAUAUAUGGUGCAUAUAAAGAGAAGAAAUGGGCACUGAUUGUGUUUUUCACAGGGAUGGUACUGGGGAGCAUUGGCCUUCUGCUUAUAUCAAUCACUGUGUCUGUUGGAAUGCCAAUGGCCAUUCAAGGUAUAGAAAAGGUCUUGUAUGAUUCUAUACCACUGGAUGAAGCUCGCUCAGAUAUCCAAAUGAUGUUCAACAAGUUGCAGCCUGAGUUGAAAUGCUGUGGAGCUUUUAAUGGGUACCAGGACUGGGGGAAACACGUGCCUGAUUCCUGCCUCUGCUCCUCAGAUGCAGACAGAUGUGAAAAAAUUAAUGGUUCACAGUCGGCUUUGGAUAAUGACCCAGGCGUAUUUGUCGAUGUCUCCAAGAAUCUGGUGUAUAAGGAGCCCUGUGGACCCAUCGUGAUCAGUUACAUGCAAACCGCAUUCAACACGAUUCUGGGCAUAUGCAUUGGCUUCGCCGUCCUGGCGUUCAUUGGAAUGGUGAUUUCCAUGACAAUGAUCUGUCAGAUCAGAAGACGGAGUUCUCCAGUGACCUUCAGGAUGGACCCCAGCCCACCAUACACCGUGCUCCACAACGCCAUGGAAGCCUAACUGCCUUUCUCACUUUUCUUUUCCAUGGAACUUUGGAAAUGAAAACAUUUCUUUGCCUGGAAAAUGGUUUGUUUAGCUUUUAGGCUGUUGGUGUUUAGGUGAUUGGUCACAAAAAAUAUACUUCUGAGUCAUGGAUUUUCAAAAGAAAUAUUGCACAUUCCUUAAUUUGUUCACUUUGACUACUUGACUAAGGCAAGGUAGCUACUAAUAAUUAGAUGAAGGUCAACUGGCAGUCUAGAUUGUUACAGGCAUAUUAUGUUGCCUUGGAAUUAUUAGAAAAAGACAAGGUAGAUAAUUGUUUGAAAUGCACCUACAUUCAUUUGAAUGAAAAUCACCAGUCUCAGUUUCACCAAUAAUAUUGGUGUGUGUCACCCAAUGACAAUACACCUUUAUUUUAAUUUAACUGCAAUGGUAACAAAUCGAGUGAUGAGUGAACAGUUAGCUCAUAAGUUAGCCAAGUAUGCAGUGCACUCUAGUUUUUGCAACUGAAAUCAAGAGAACAUGGCAGUUCCUCAGCUGUUCUCUGAGCACUAGAGCUGAUUGCUCUGUUUUCUUCCAAAAUCAGAGUCAGCCAUUCAUUUGUAUCACUGGAAGCCUUUUAUGAAAAAAAAAAAAAAAUUACAGGUAUAUAUUUGUCUGAACAUUGGAUUUCCAUGGCUGUUGUCCUGCCAUUAGUUCAGACAUACAAUAUACUGAUGUAAUUUAGCUGCGUUUGCUGCUCUUAGUUUCCUUUAAUUAGUAGAAACACAAAUACAAAAGUAACCAAGGGAGACAAUAACAGCGAAAUUGCAUUUACUCAAUUCCUGCAUUCUCUUAAAUAAUAUAUAUGUAUAUAGAUAAUUAUAUUUGGCUGUUGACUCAAAGGGAAAGUUUGACUGAAUCCUCACCAGCCUGCCAGUGGUGAGGGCACAGAUUUGUGUGUUAGCCUUGUGAUUGCUGAGUUUGGGCACGGUACCUGUGGAAACAUCCUGUCUGUUUUGACUUUUGUCCACUUUUGUAAUCUCUUGUUAUGGGGUUGAAUACGACAUAUGGUCUGUAACAAUGGGGGAAGGAUAAACCAUCUGGUCAAAUGCAAUUUUACACUUUUCACCUUUGGAGAGAGUAUUUAAAAGAAUUUAUAUUUGAGGUGUAAUACAGGAGAGCUUAAUUUUUUAUAAAAUUUUUAUUUUUUGUGCUGAACUGAAACUGUGCAGGGUUAAUACAUAUUUUUACAGCAGUAAAUUGUAAUAAAGAGAUCUGAAAUAA